ACAACCAAAACAAUCAAACACGAAGCCCUUACAUCACGGGAAGAUUGGAACGAGCUGAGCCCGCGGUACAUAUAGCUUUUGUGUUAUCUAAAAAGGACAAAAUGGCGGAAAGAGAAGCGCUUGCGGACGACGAUGUUACCUUACCACGGGCUGCAGUUAACAAGAUGAUCAAGGAGAUGAUUCCAAACAUGAGGGUUUCUAAUGAUGCUAGAGAACUCAUUCUUAACUGUUGCACAGAAUUCAUACAUCUCAUAUCAUCAGAAGCAAAUGAUGUUUGCAAUCGACAGAUGAAGAAAACCAUUUCUCCUGAUCAUAUUCUGCUAGCUCUAGAGGGUCUUGGCUUUCAGCAUUAUAUAGAAGAUGUGAAGUCUGUCUUGGCCGAAUGCAAAACACAAGCAGCGAAUAAAAGACGAGCAAGUACAAAGUUGGAACACCUUGGCAUUCCUGAAGAAGAGUUACUGCGUCAACAGCAAGAGUUAUUUCAACAAGCAAGACUACAACAGGCCCAGGCUGAGCAAGAAGAAUAUCAACAGUUACAACAAGCUCAAGCUUUGGCAUUACAACAACAACAGCAAUCUGGUCAACUACAACCACCUACUGCUACUGCAACAGGGCAACCUUCUAGGAUAAACCAGCCUACCCAGCCUUACGCAGGGCCCUAAGAGUUUUACAUCUAUUGAUAGUGAAAUGGGUUGAAAUCUUAUGUUAAAAGCAUCAGUAUUGCCUGGGAUGCACUUAUAGGCAGUGGAUGACUGGAGCAUUUCUUUACGCAAUGUAAAAAAAAAAACCUUUUUUAUCUUAUCUUUUUCAGAGUGCCCUCUGGUUUCAAACUAGUUUUAAGUUAAAGGUUUUAAAAUGUCAUCUUGGGGAAGAGACUCUAUAUACAUUUGAAAACAUUCAUUAGUAUAGUACUGUAGGUAGUUCUGUGAGAAUUUGGUUGUGAUCACAUGGACUGCAAUACCUUCAUCCUUCCAAAUAGUGGCUUCAAAUAGCCCUACGAAUUUUUUUGGGGAGAGUCAACUUUCCCCCUUCAACCUCCAUGUAUCUUUAUAUACUUCCAGAAGUCAUGUCAUUUUCUCAUAUUUUGUUGUAUUUUUAUCACAAGAAACACAAACAGCAAGUUAUUCUUGGUUGAUCUUUCCUUGCUUAGCAGUCUCCACUAAAAGGCACAGCUCUAAGUGAAAAUCUCUAAUUACAGUCAGCUCUUCAAA
This is a messenger RNA of Nematostella vectensis (starlet sea anemone), 1211 nucleotides long. Its product is annotated as protein Dr1. Gene Ontology annotation, biological process: RNA polymerase II preinitiation complex assembly; negative regulation of transcription by RNA polymerase II; chromatin remodeling. Gene Ontology annotation, cellular component: negative cofactor 2 complex. Bases 102 to 662 code for a protein of 186 amino acids. NCBI's taxonomy places the organism in Eukaryota, Metazoa, Cnidaria, Anthozoa, Actiniaria, Edwardsiidae. The transcript is spliced from 7 exons. Gene Ontology annotation, molecular function: core promoter sequence-specific DNA binding; protein heterodimerization activity; general transcription initiation factor activity. The record is from RefSeq and is a predicted model, not a curated record.